ACAUGAAUUGAUUUUGUGUGUAAAAUAGUGCACACAUAGAAUAACAGGAAGACUCACAAUGUCUUGACAUAUGAACAGUUGAGUUUCUCAAGAGAACAUAAUGCAAUGAGAAUCUGCCAUCACAACGUGCUUGUUGUUACUUGUAGUCAAAGCUCAGCUGAUCUCUUGUGCCAACAAGAGGGAAACUACCGAACCUGAUCUGUAAGUUUAGGAAGAUACAGCAGUGCAAUUUACUGCAGUCUUCAUGAGAACACAUUUUUAUUCUAUGUCUUGUAAGAACUCCAUUUUUCAUUCAUUCAGUUGAGAAUACUGAUGUUCAAGCAUCUGUACUGUAAUCGCUCCAUGAUGAACUCUGACAAAGCUGCUCCUUUACGCUUUGAACUGUGUCUGCGGUGACCGAUAUGAACAGGAGACGCUGGCAGGUUUUACUGCUCUACUGAAUCACCUCACCUUCACUAGUGACAUGUCUGCUCCUAUGACGCCACCUACUGACUGUUGAAUGUUCAAACAUGCAGGUAGAGUAAAGUCAAUUCCCAUAAAUAUUUGUAGCUCCGCUGUAAAACUUCUCGUCAUUUAAAAGAGCAGAUACAAAAUUUCCUGCACCAGAUUUACUUGUGAUCCCAUCACAGUUUCAACAUUUAAACUAAAGCGCAGAUCAACUGUAACUUUAUAGGUUAAAGACAUGAGCUGUUCAUUCUGCAGAAGCACAGAAACUGUAAAAACAAGCACAGCGUGUAAUAGAUGAAGCAAAAUCUGAGACUGAGUGACGAAGGAGACGCGGUGGGUUUCUCGUCUUUGAGAUCAGUUGCUAAGUUCACCUCCACGAUCAGUGGCUGCUGCUAAAGCUUCAGCUUCAGUGUCAUUGACCUGUCCGAUGUUUGACCCUUGGGACCAGCGUAUUAAACCUGAUGAAACAAAGCUACACCCUAAAGCUGAGCUUAUCCAUACCCCAAUGCCUUCCCUGGAGGAGAGGGUGAGUGAUUCAACAUAAUCUCAUAUUAUGUUCUAUGCAUCUGACAUACUGUAUAAUGAAAUACUUUAAAUAUCAGAAAGCUGCUGAAUGAGCACAUCUCAACUUGUCUUCCUUAUGUGUUACUUGAUUAUGUCUUCUAAGGAGCAGGUUGGGACGAACACCCACAUUUUACGACUGUCUAUUCUUUCAAAUUCAAUACUAGAAUGUUUUAAUGCUGAAUUCACAUAAGCCACAGCUUCCUGAAAACCAGUGCAUCGGCUGCGGUGUGAGCUAAGAUAAUCGUUGAGGAACAGGAAGACAAGUUCCGGAUUCAGCAGCUCGACCUCCAGCUGAGAUCUCAUGGCUCCGAUAACGUCCAGGGCCUUUGUGCUUUUGUUCCCGUGUUUGUGGGACUUUGUUCUAGCAGUAGGAAUGAUUAAAAUCACAUCUGAACCUGGACAGACGGUCAUGCUGCCGUGUCAGGACCACAGCUACGCCCACGUCUCAGCAGUGGAGUGGAGCAAAACAGACCUGUGGCCAAAAUGGGUGGUUUUCUAUAUGGACCAACACCCUGGCGCAGAAAACCAACACCCGCUGCUGAAAGAUCGGGUGGAGCUGAAGGACAAAAAGAUGAAUGAUGGAGACGCGUCUUUGAUUCUGAAGAACGUGGUCGUUAAUGACACUGGAACCUACGAGUGUCGUGUCAUUCAGGAAGGAAUAGUGUCAUUGAAAAGAGUUUCUCUGGACACAGAGCCCAUUAGCAUCGUGACUCUGAACGUUCAACCAGAUCCAGACUCUGAUCGAGAACGGCUCUUGUUGAGGAUCAUGCUCUUCAUUGUGGUGUGCUGUCCAUACUUCAUCUCCACUCUACAGCUGGUGUCUCUGUGCCGGAAAAGAAAUGCAGGAAACUCAUCUGUUUCGGUGAUGACGUCUUCUCUCGAUCAGCAUCCGGAGAGUCUGAAUGAACAGGGUGAUGUCAUCACUGACUCCCCCACUGAACAUCAUCCACAUGAUGGGGUGUAAGUAGCUGGGCAUUUGUGUUGGGUCUUUAAACAUGUGAAAUCUUGUGGGACUCGUUUUCUAAGGUGAACAGUUAAUCUGAUUUGGGUUGUGGCAGUCAUCAGCGUAAUACACGCUGUUCUUAGAAUAGAAAUAUAAAGUACUGCUACUAAAAGUAUGUUGAACUCUGUCUGUACUCUAUAUAUUAACUACUAUCUAUUUGUUCAUGUCUUUCUCAUACUGACUAAUAAUUUUGACUUUAUUUGCGAGUGCGCCCACUACGGCUUCACUUCUGGUCGAAGGCUGCCAUCUGCUGCCGAUACAGUCUUCAAGUAACUCAGCAGGUUUCUGUUGGUUUUCAGCUCCAUGUCACAAUAAAAGUAUUAAAUAUGAACAGAUGGUGACUCCAGUUAAACCGUGCUACAACACAAAAAA
Messenger RNA from Betta splendens (Siamese fighting fish), 2386 nucleotides. RefSeq lists its product as uncharacterized. Lineage: Eukaryota; Metazoa; Chordata; Actinopteri; Anabantiformes; Osphronemidae. Gene Ontology annotation, biological process: positive regulation of T cell proliferation; immune response; cell surface receptor signaling pathway. Gene Ontology annotation, cellular component: external side of plasma membrane. The record is from RefSeq and is a predicted model, not a curated record. The coding region runs from base 1313 to 1975 and encodes 220 amino acids. The transcript is spliced from 4 exons.